Aspergillus aculeatinus CBS 121060 is the source of this 753-nucleotide messenger RNA. RefSeq names its product J domain-containing protein. The transcript has a single exon. Lineage: Eukaryota; Fungi; Ascomycota; Eurotiomycetes; Eurotiales; Aspergillaceae. The annotation marks the transcript as partial. The record is from RefSeq and is a predicted model, not a curated record.
GACCUAACAUGGCCAACAAGCCCAACAUUCACCCCAUACGACCUCUUCCACCUGGACCGCAAAGCCCCAUACACGAAAGCACGAUACUAUGAACUCGUGAAAAUCUACCACCCGGACCGCUCCUCACCGAGCAGCGGCAGCAGCGGCGCCAGCACCAGCACCAGCAACCAUCAACCACACCCCCUCCUCCAAAACCUCACCCCGGAGGUCCGCAUCCAACGGUACCACCUCCUCGUCGCCGCGCACGAGCUCCUCUCCGACCCCGCCCGACGAGCAGCGUACGACCAAUUCGGCACGGGAUGGAACGUCCACCGCCCGGACCGCCACCACGCUGCCGCUGACGAGCACCCCGAACACGAGGUCCCGCCGUGGGCCCGCCCGGGCUCCAAGGACUACGGGCCCAUCUUCGCCAACGCCACCUGGGAGGACUGGGAGCGGUGGCACAACCGCCACCAAGGGCGGCAGCAGCACAUGGUGGACAACCGGACGUUCAUCUCGUUUGUGGUGCUGCUCACGCUGCUGGGUGGGGCGCUGCAGGCGUCGUGGAUCAGUCAGCUCAGCAGUGGGUAUGAGGAGCGGUUGUGGGAGGUCACGGAGCAGUCGGAGCGGUUCCUGAACGGGCGCCGGGAGAAGUCGGUCGUUGCGGAGCGGGGGAAGGGGCUCGAGGAGAAGGUGCAGCGGUUCUUGUUGGAUCGGGAUCCCACCGGGGUGGGGUUGAAGGGGGAGGAAGGGGAGGUUUAUCGGGGGGUUUUG